AUGAUGUCUCUACCGGGAUCCUCAGUCGCCCCAGCCUCAACAGAUGCUGGGCAGCUGGCAACAGGGGAUUGCAUUGGAUUCCCACAGUGGAGUGCGAGGGCAGGGUCCUCGUUCUCACAGGCUGCGCUGCUGACCUCUGGAACAGGCAGGCUGUCCGGCUUUUGGAGUUUGCUGGGGGUUGUCCCAGACUUAUGGAGUCCCGGGGGGGGCCGGCCUUGGACUGGCGAGGCCCUCUGGUUGAGCUGCGCCAGCCUGCGUCUGAUGUCCUGCCGCAGAGCCUUCAGGGCUGCGGCCUGCUGGGAUGCGUGGCUGGAAGCGCAUACCAGAGGCCCCACGCUGCGAGAAGGUGUGCCAUCCAACGGCCGGGGUGUGAACUUGGCGGGCGACUUGGCGGGUGACGUUGGUUGCUGCGCUGACCUGCCGGCUCCAGGCUUGGCAGGACUCCCAUUGCGAGUCAUUGCACUGUGCCUGGCUUUGAUCUGA
Messenger RNA from Auxenochlorella protothecoides, 483 nucleotides. RefSeq lists its product as hypothetical. Lineage: Eukaryota; Viridiplantae; Chlorophyta; Trebouxiophyceae; Chlorellales; Chlorellaceae. The transcript has a single exon. The coding region runs from base 1 to 483 and encodes 160 amino acids. The record is from RefSeq and is a predicted model, not a curated record.